Messenger RNA from Cyphellophora attinorum, 378 nucleotides. RefSeq lists its product as uncharacterized. The record is from RefSeq and is a predicted model, not a curated record. The transcript has 5 exons. The coding region runs from base 1 to 378 and encodes 125 amino acids. NCBI's taxonomy places the organism in Eukaryota, Fungi, Ascomycota, Eurotiomycetes, Chaetothyriales, Cyphellophoraceae. Gene Ontology annotation, molecular function: carbon-sulfur lyase activity.
AUGGCCAAAGGAAGUUGGGAGCCUGCCGUGACAGCUUUGUGUCACUGCAUCGAUUGCCAGAAAUGGACCGGUGGACCAUACACAUCGAACGCCGUCGUGCCCCGAAAGUCAUUCAAGGUGACCCAGGGAAAGCCCAAGGACUAUGACGCCGUCGGCGACAGCGGCAAGAUCAACAAGCACUGGUUCUGCUCGAAUUGCGGGAGCAGCCUCUAUACCGAGCUCGAAGUUAUGCCAGACAUGACAUGCGUCAAAGCGGGUGGUCUGGACGGCGGGCAUGCGAGCCUUGGAAACAAGGUCGGUGUCGAGUUCUACACCAAGGACAGAGUAGACUACCUUGUUCCCGUGGAUGGCGCGAAGCAGGAGCCUAAAUUCGGUUGA